Messenger RNA from Rhizoctonia solani, 1752 nucleotides. RefSeq names its product ATP synthase subunit 5. The coding region runs from base 1 to 1752 and encodes 583 amino acids. Gene Ontology annotation, biological process: proton motive force-driven mitochondrial ATP synthesis. The transcript is spliced from 10 exons. Gene Ontology annotation, molecular function: proton-transporting ATP synthase activity, rotational mechanism. NCBI's taxonomy places the organism in Eukaryota, Fungi, Basidiomycota, Agaricomycetes, Cantharellales, Ceratobasidiaceae. The record is from RefSeq and is a predicted model, not a curated record.
AUGCUCGCUGCUCGUCGUGUUGCUGCCGCCGCUUCCCGUGUGCCUCUCCAGCAGCAGCGUAAUGCGUCGCUGAUCGCGAGCAAGUAUGCCCAAGCACUUUUCGGAGCUGCGUCGAAGAAUGCGCAGACACUGAACAAGGUCCAAUCCGAGCUGACCUCUAUCUCCAACAACCUCCGGGAGGUCCCUACCUUCGGACUCGAUGCGAUCUAUGCGGCUGCUGCCCCCAAGGGUUCCAAGGAACCCGUAACCCCGAUUACCAAGAACUUCUUCAACGAGCUCGUCAGCAAGCACAAGGGUGAACUCGAAGUUGUCGUUACCAGCGCUGCUCCUCUUGAGAAGGGCAUGUUGUCUAAACUCGAGACCACCCUCAAGUCCAGCCAGGCUGCGUCUCAGGCCAAGUCGGUUCGGGUGACCAACAAGGUGAGUCAACCAUCUAUUCUCGGUGGACUCCUUGUUGACUUUGGCGACAAGACGAUCGAUUUGAGCGUUUCUUCCAAGGUUAACAGGCUCAACGCUCUCCUCCAGCGAUGGAUGUUCGUCUUGAUAUGCAUGAGUUCGUGUAAAUCCGGAUAUAUGGCAUCACAUAAGCACGGCGUUUGCCUCGCGAAUGAAACUAGAGCCGAUUCCACCACAAUACCUACGCCGCAUGACCAACUCGUAUUUGCCUCGCUGUUUGUCGUACGCGAACCCGAUUGGCUCAUACACCUCCUGAUUCCUAUCGCGAGUAACUGGCCACGCACACCCUUUCAGAAUCACCACUCCAUCAACCUCAUGGCCGCGCUUGUACCCUAUGAUAACUUUCCCUCUCCGGUGGCUGGGGAUCCUGGAACGAUGUCGACAUUUAUCGAAAUGAAUCUCGCAGUCUACAGGACUGAACGUCGAUCAAAGACCAUCAAGGACGAAUCGGUAGACUGGGUUCCAUACUACGUUCUCGCCUACGGGACUCUGGCCGAAACCAACGAAGUGCUCUCCCCAGUCUGUUAUCUCGACGAUAUAGAUAUUUACAGCUGCAUAAUUGCCGAAUGUGGAGGAACCGUCACCCUAACCAAGCCGCAGCGCAACCCGAACAAGAAGCGGGACUGCACAUUCCGUAUCACUUUUGAGGGCGGCGACCAUACGUUUCGAGGUGUAUUGCAGGACGACAGGGCCGAGUGGGAGUGGAAAGGCUGGCGGUGGCAGCUACGCAUGUUCCAUUCGGACUUCGGUGUAUGGUGUAAUUCCCUGAUCGAAGAACCGGACGAUGAGCCCUCGACGCAAGCCAUUACGCCCAACAAGUACGACGCUCUCAUCAAGGAGUGGUCAUCCAUUUCGACGGCGACGGCGACGAUGAUAUAUGCCCACGCGGAAAAGAAGAAUGCACUCGAUACGUCUCCCACAUCAAUGACCACUGAUUCGAAGCGUCUGACGAUCCCAACCUCCUGGCCGCAUAACCCGCUCUCAAUCCCGUCUCCAGUACGCAGCAAAUCACGCAUGAAGUUGCUUACUACUGGCUUCGACAAUCCGAACGCUUUACAAAUACCUCGUUCUUUUACUCCCUUUACCGAGGCGUCCAACGAUUCGUUCUAUAGCAUUGAUGCGGAAGAUAUCCAAAAUGACACAACCCCACUCCCUGCCCGCCCACGCCAUAUAUCCCUGAGAUACCUAGCCAGUCGGAUCCGGAUGAUGAUUAUGUGGUGCUUUAUAGGGCUUGGCGGUGCGAGCCAUCGGAUGAUGUGGUACUUUGGACAUGAAGUGGACAACACUCUCGCUUGA